Molecule: messenger RNA, 1575 nt
Organism: Lontra canadensis (Northern American river otter)
Lineage: Eukaryota; Metazoa; Chordata; Mammalia; Carnivora; Mustelidae
Product: N-acetyllactosaminide alpha-1,3-galactosyltransferase-like
Exons: 5
Biological process (GO): carbohydrate metabolic process
Cellular component (GO): membrane; vesicle; Golgi apparatus
Molecular function (GO): hexosyltransferase activity
Source: RefSeq, a predicted model, not a curated record
AUCAACAGGCAAACUGUGGAGUGCCAUAGAACCAAUACGAAGUUAUCUGAUUCAUGAUUUUUCAAAAGUCUUAGAACGUCCUGCUUGAAAACUGUCUGCCCACGUGAGGUUUUCCACAUGUCUUCCCAAACCACCAUACCCUAAAUGUUAAGUCUCUAAGGAAGAAACUAUAUAAAAUUCCUAUGUGAUCUUAGGAAAAUAAAAGGAAAGGAUGAAGUAUGGAAGAAAAAUAAUUCAGUUGUUAUUACUUUUAUUGUUUCUAUGGGCUUUGCACAGAUGGUAUCAUUUCAGCACAAAGAAACUACAGCAGAUAUACCAGUGCCGGUCUGUGGAUACUCAGUCAAAAGAAUUAAAGCUAUCAGACUGGUUUUCUCCCAGCAUGUUUGGACAAACUACAGCCAGGAUAAUUAAAGUAGUACGUGUUUCACCAAAAUGUAAGACAAUGAACUCAGACAUUUCUUAUUUGCUUCACAGAUACAUUGACCACUAUUUGAAGAAAUUUAUGUUCUCUGCAGAUAAGUUUUUCAUGGUUGGCCAUAAAGUCAUAAUUUAUGUCCUGAUAGAUGACUUCUCCAGAAUGCCUUGGAUACAGUUGAGUUGCCUCCGUUCGAUCAAAGUAUUUGAAAUCAAGUGAAAGAAGCGAUGGCAAGAUAUCAGUAUGAUGAGCAUGAAGGCUAUCAGUGAACACGUUGAAGACCAUAUCCAAUAUGAAGUUGAUUUUCUCUUCUGCAUGGAUGUGGAUCAAGUUUUCAUCAGGAAGUAUGGAUUGGAGACUCUGGGGGAGUCAGUAGCUCAGUUACAUGCUUACUGGUACAAGGAAGAACUUACAGGAGUGCCAUAUGAAAGAAGUAAGUUAUCAGAAGCAUAUAUACCUUUUGGUAUGGGAGAUUUUUAUUACCAUGCUGCUGUAUUUGGUGGCACGCCCAUUCAAGUUCUCAAUAUUGCCAGGGAGUGCUUAAAAGGAAUCAUGACCGACAAGAAAAACAGCAUUGAAGCAGUCUGGCAUGAUGAAAGUCACUUAAACAAGUAUUUCUUUCUCCACAAACCCACUAAAGUCUUAUCACCGGAAUAUUGCUGGGCUUUUUCUAAAAUGGAUGUUCCUUUUAUUCACAACAUCAAAUUCUACUGGGCUAAAAAGGAUUAUAAAAAUCUUAGGGUCACAGUGUAAUUAGAUAGCACUUCCUUCAGGUUGCUGAAGUUAAGAGCAUCAUCAUGUCUUAUUCCUGAGGAAAUUAGCACUUGAUAAAUUUUAGCACUAAAAAAAAAUUCACUAACAAAAAUGGCAAGGCCACCCAUACAGUAUACUCAUACUUUCCUCAUAUUCAUUUCGGAUUGUAUAAGAGUGGACAUAGCAGUUGCAGAAUGGACAUACUGACAUCGGAAGGAGAUACAGUGACUUCGUAUCCUGUGUGAGUGUUGAGGAAAUACUAUUUGUUGGACCACAUUGAACAAAAUAGAAUCUCUCACCAGAAAAUCAAACCUGAAAUAUUUUUGUUGAUCCAUGCAGAUACACACUUCUCCUAUUGCUUAAGAAAGGGGAUUGUCUAGAGGUGUGGAUAAGAAGUCAAUGCAAGA